GUCUGUUCGCAACAAUCCACCUCCAUUCCAGUCAUUCUUUACUUGGUUUAUACAGUUAAACGGCAAACAGCAACUGUUCAUUAUUUUGAGGAUUUAAAUGUUUUUCUUUCGUGAAAUAUGAAGUUUUUUAAAGAAUGUUUUGUCGUCAACUUAUCGAAAUGUUGAGUAAAUACAAUCAAACACAGCAGUUCACCGAUGUCUGCUGUCACAAAUUAAGCACGCUUAGACUUGCUGACAUUUGACACCCAACCCCAAACAGUUUUCUUUUCGUCUUAAAAAACAGACAUGGGAAACAAACAUUUGUUUAUCAGGAAGAUUGCAUGCUAUGAUUUGAAAGAUUAUCGACUAUUCUUUCGUCAUGAUUGUAAAUGACUGAAACUAGACACCUUAAGUGGUUACUUUAUUACUCUUCGCUCAUUCUCCUCCCUUCACGUUCUCUCCCCAUAACAAAACCUCGCCAAAUUCCUUUAGUUUUUGAUGUCUGCGUUGAGGAUUUUUAAGGAACAAAAUGUUGGAUUGAUCGAACUAAUGAAAAAACGAAAAAACUCUAUAUAAUAUAACCUUCUAAAUACGAAGGAGCGGAAAAGAGGAAGAAAUUAAUCUCCAUGGAUGAAAAAGAGUGAAAAGGAUAAACGAAGACGAGGAGGGCGCGUAACGGGUCAGCACGGAGGAAAACAAGUUAUAAAGUCUAAGAAAAGUAGGGAAAUGUAUGAGUUUUGAUUUGUUGGACGGCAGUACAGAAUUUGCAAACACAUUCCACCAAAAAAAAGGCCUUGUGCUCCUCUCAUUCUGUUAGGGGUCUCGGGAAUGGAUGGAGAAAAAGAAAAAGAGCGCGAGAGGGGAAAUGAAAAAGAGAGCGAUGAGACAGAGGAGGAUGCAGAAGGGGCAGCUUUAUUAUGGCAAGAGGGAUAUCCUGAAGAUGACCUGGGCUUACCCAUCAUGCACUGGGAAGAUCUGAGCAUUCGUAUUGCUGAACUUGAGAAGCAACAAGAAGAGCGGAGACAGAGGGAAAAGGACUUGGACAGACUGACAGUAGAUUGGCCAGAAAUCAGAGGGCUGAGCAGUCACAGAGAAACCUAUGAGGACAUGGAGGACGAUUGCAACAGUCGUCUGACUUCUCUGACAUCAAGGCUCCAGAGCCAGAUGAAUCUACAGCUGUGCUUCAUCAAUAACAGUGAAAGUGAGGAGGAAGAAGAGGAAAUAGAGGCAAAGAAAGAGGUGGCAAAACAGUCCAGUAAGGGUGGCAGCAUUCAGAGGUUAGAGAAGGAGCGUGGUUCAAGCUCUGCAUCGACUAAGAAAACCAAAUCAAGAGGUUUCAAGAAUGAUGUCAGAGCUGCGCUGAGUUUACUCAGACACAAAUUGAGAUUGGAGCAAAAACAGACUAUACCUCCCAGUGAGGCUGUCAGAGAAAGGAAGCGCUAUGAGCGAAAUGACUUGAAGAAUUUCAGCUUGAAGGAGUUAAAAGGAUUGAGGACCUCACUAAGCAAAGACAUUCAUGACCUCAGUUCAGAGCUGGUGGGUCGACUUCUCACAAGGGACCAGCUGAGAACAGAGCAGGACGCGAUGCUGCUGGAGAGUUUGUAUUCUCAAAAGGCCAGCUCAGCACUAAUAGAGGAAAGAAGAAAGAGGGAGGGACAUAUCAUGGAGCAAGAGAUGACCAAGGAGGGUUGGAUUGAGAGAAUGGUAAAAAUAGUUCGAGAAACUGAUGUGAAAGGGAAAGACUUCAGGGGUGAAUGACUAGACGGAGCCAAUGAUGCUUCUUCGAUUUGCUCUUCUGUAUUUGUCUUGAUAGUCAAAUUAGUUGUUUACUGUUUUCAGUGUCAGGUACUCCUCGCAUUUUAUUUAUACUGAGAUUCUUUAUUUUUCUAAAAAAACAAAAACAAAACAAAGGACUUUAUUGCUCUGUUA
This is a messenger RNA of Megalobrama amblycephala (Wuchang bream), 1908 nucleotides long. RefSeq names its product schwannomin-interacting protein 1. The record is from RefSeq and is a predicted model, not a curated record. Bases 808 to 1737 code for a protein of 309 amino acids. Lineage: Eukaryota; Metazoa; Chordata; Actinopteri; Cypriniformes; Xenocyprididae. Gene Ontology annotation, biological process: positive regulation of hippo signaling. The transcript is spliced from 8 exons. Gene Ontology annotation, cellular component: cell junction; plasma membrane.